AGCCAGAACCUCUCCAAGGACUUGCGGACCAAGCGGAGUGGCAUGCGCUCUACCACAAAUGGUGGUAGUGGAAAUGUACAACGUUUACAGCAAUGUUAACGCCGGUACAGCACAGGGUGGUGUCGCAGGGCAUGGGAUCAGAUUUUUUUAGCCAUCUAUGCAUCGUUCGAUGCGUGUUCCCGGGGAGAGAUGCGAUUGCGCUUUUCGAGGUCUCGUGCAUUCACACAUACAGCAGCAGUCAUGCUUAUGGCAUUGCGUUAGCACACACAGGACCAUUUCUUCAAAUAUCGUUAUUUGCGCACCACGCACUUGCGCAUGUUGGCGUGCAUUGUGCGUAUCUAUUCCAUAUGUGUGUGUAUGUGUGCGUGUGUAUGUGUGUGUGGUCGGACACCUUAAGCCUUUCGUACGGAACAGAUUGCGGAUGAGGAUGUACAUAUCUUAACACUAUUCAUAUUGUAUAUAAUGUAGAAAAAUAUUACACAAAAAUGUACGCGCAUGACGAGUGUUGUAACGAUGCAUUCUCG
This is a messenger RNA of Volvox carteri f. nagariensis, 524 nucleotides long. RefSeq lists its product as uncharacterized. Lineage: Eukaryota; Viridiplantae; Chlorophyta; Chlorophyceae; Chlamydomonadales; Volvocaceae. The transcript is spliced from 2 exons. The coding region runs from base 93 to 425 and encodes 110 amino acids. The record is from RefSeq and is a predicted model, not a curated record.